This is a messenger RNA of Limulus polyphemus (Atlantic horseshoe crab), 2049 nucleotides long. RefSeq names its product O-acyltransferase like protein-like. Gene Ontology annotation, molecular function: acyltransferase activity, transferring groups other than amino-acyl groups. The coding region runs from base 1 to 2049 and encodes 682 amino acids. The transcript is spliced from 15 exons. The record is from RefSeq and is a predicted model, not a curated record. NCBI's taxonomy places the organism in Eukaryota, Metazoa, Arthropoda, Merostomata, Xiphosura, Limulidae.
AUGGCGAAGAAUAACGACAUCGUUUACCAGAUAUGGAAAACCAUGGAGAAAAAGGCGGAGAAAACGGCUCAGGUUAUCAUAAGCAAUAUUAAAAUGCCUAUAUUAGAGACCCUGAAAGUUACAAACGUUUCUCAGCCUUGUAUAUCUAGUAUUUUGUCUCUGAUGUCAGGUUUGACCUACACGAAAACAUGGGCCGCUCAGAUGAUUGAUGCAUCUGGAAAGAUACCAGAAGGAAUCCUUCGAGGCACGAUGAGUGCGUUUGGAUCAUACGACGAGUGUGUUAGUAUUAAAGCUGAUGUAGAAAAUUUUCGAGGACAAUACUGCACUGUGGAAUUUCACCCACAUUUACCUCCAGCACCCCACUUCCAAAGCAUUGCCAAAGGUCUAGAUAUCUUUCGAAAUUUCACAGCGCCAGACAAGGUAUUUAAUAUUAUCUCGAAAAAUGCACACUAUUUCAACUAUCUUUCCUACCGUGUUGGAAUCUGCUUGCCGUCAACAUGUUCUAAAGAAGAUCUUCAGAAAAUGUCCGACAAAGUGUCUUCCUGGAUGUAUAUGUCCAGCCAGGUGAAACGCUGUGAAGUGAAAGAAGAACUAAAGCUGGAGACGUUUCAAAUAUUUGUCAUAGGUAUUUUCCUUGCUGUUGGUUGUCUUGUUAUAUUCGCCACCUUCAUAGACAUCUAUCAAAGAAGAUCAGAUAGGAAAAACGAACAUAUGAACAUCUUGAAAUGCACAUCGACAGACUAUUUACUGACUUUUUCUUUGUACACAAAUGGCAAGAAGCUAUUUAGCACCAAGUCAGCCAGGAAUACAAUUGGAGCUCUCCAUGGAAUCAGAUUAAUAUCAAUCCUUUGGAUAAUUUGGAGUCACACAUACUUUUUUAUCAACUAUCAAGUUUUUACUGACAGCUUUUUAGCAAGCGAUUUCGUCUCUUCAUUUAUGUCUCAGCCGAUUGUCAACGGAACUGUAGCCGUCGAUACGUUCUUUUAUCUCAGUGGUUUACUUACCUUCUAUGUGACUUUACAAUUACUGGAGAAGAACGAAAGGAGACUGAAUAUUCCUGUUUAUUUGUUACAUAGAUACUGGAGGCUUGCUCCACCUCUUGCCUUCACUAUCUGUCUCACAAUGUUAAUCCCACUAUUGGGAUCUGGUCCAUUGUGGCACGAAGGAAUUGAUCACGUGGUGGAAGGUUGCCGGAAGUACUGGUGGACUAACAUGCUGUUCAUCAACAACUUUUUGACAUCAAGAAACGUGUGCUUGAACUACACCUGGUAUCUUCCAAACGACUUUCAGUUCCAUAUCCUGUCCUUAUUAAUCCUUGUACCAUUGAUGAGAUCUACUGCUCGUGGGUUGCUCAUCACCGCAACUCUAAUUCUAUCUUCCAUGGUGAUUACAGGAGCCAUAACUGAAUUCUACGGCUAUCCUGCCACCAGGUUGUACGGACUUCCAACAACCGACGAGGUGUGGGAGUUCUGUACAAAAAUUUACUUUCAACCCUACACACAUCUCGGUGCCUACUGUGUAGGAGCAAUGGUUGGGUACCUUCUCACAAAGAAACAGCAGAUUUAUUUAUCUCCGUUUCAACAAGCGUUGGGUUGGCUACUUUCGAUGGCAGGAUUGAUGUUGGUAUUGUACGGGACGUACGACUGGAACAGAGGGGAAGAAACUAGCCGUGCAGCCGUUGUUCUUUAUGCUGCCACUCAUCGGACUAUCUGGGCUCUAGCGAUAGCUUGGCUUACUGUGUCUUGUGUCUAUGGUUACGGAGGAUUACUGAACACAUUCCUAUCCUUGAAAAUCCUUGUUGUAUUAGAUAGAGUAACGUAUGCAGCCUAUCUAAUCCACCCUUUGUUCCAGCAACUUUACCACAGUCGACUUCGCGUUCAUCUCUCAGGAGAUCAGUAUGUAGGGAUAUACGGCUACUUCGGUAAUUUGAUGGUGGUCUACCCAUCAGCGUUUAUGUUUACCCUCUUCUUUGAAUCUCCAUUUCUAUCACUUGAGAAAUUACUGUUGACAAGGUUCACAGAGAAAAGAGGGAUUCAACGCUUUACCUAG